AUGGCUACAGGAAAGGCAAAGCGAUCCCCAGAAGUGAUAGAAGAUAUUCUAAUACAAAGAAUCUUCUUAGUCACGUUAACAGAUGUUGACAAUAAACAGUUGAUGUAUUUAGAGAGCAUGGCAGCUGAGAAUCUCCGCCAAGGCAAGUCACUUCUGCUGAAUCCUGAUCUGAUGGAUGAAGUUCUUUUUGGUAUACUUUCAGGUCAGUUUACUGGUGAAUCGCUGUUUAAAUACCUUACAGGAUGUUAUGGUCGUGCUUUCAAAGAAGGUAAGAAGAUUGGUAAUAUGAAGGAUAUCGAUCUGCAGUCUUCUUUAUUGAAUGGUGUUGUAGAACGAGCUAAGAAAUUAGUUGCUAACUAUUGCCGGACUUACUUGCAUAACCCAGAUAUGUUUCCUAACAGUGAAAAGAUAUCAGCAGGUUCUGCUAUAUUGCCGAUAAUCUUUUCUGCAGUUUCAAAAAAUAGUACGGCAUGUGGAAACGAGUUCUUGAACGAGUUUUUUACAGAUCCUGAUGGUUAUGAUAGUAUGGCUCCAAUUUUUAAAGAUUUGUAUGAUAGUUUGAACCAUGAGAUAAGUAAAGUUAAUGAUUCGCCACUUGGAAAUUUUGUUCAACCCUUAAAUGCUUUAAGGAUGUUAGUGCGUUUUCCUAAUGGUGGAAAAGCAUUGGUAAGUCACCCUUCGUGGUUACCUAAGGGUGAAGCUGUGAACGGGCGCGUAAUCGAGAAAGAGAGUAUACUGGGUUCUUUUUUCCAUAUUAGUGAUCUGACUGACGUGAUGAUUGGGGGGGAGCUUGAUGAUCAGCUCGUAGAUUCCUCAACAUCUCACGUAUAUGAUGUUUCAUCUACAAACUUACCCGCAAUUAUGAGUAACUUGCACGACGGGCUUGAAGACGUUCUUUUAUGCUUGCUGAAUAGUAAGGAUACACGAGAGCGUGUUCUGGAGUAUUUGGGCGACGUCAUCGAGAAAAAUUCUUCUAGGGCGCACAUGAACAUUGAUAAGGUAACUUGUGCAAGUUCAGGCAUGUUUGUUAAUCUCAGUGUAGUGAUGCUCCGGCUUAGUAACCCGUUCAUAAACGAGUUAGAAAAGAGAGACAAGAUAGACGCGAAGUAUGUGUCUAAUGGUACUCAUUUGAACUUGAGAAGACUAACUCCUCUUCAUGCAUCCGAAGAAGAAAUUGGGGCGUGGGCUGAUGAAAAUAAGUCGAAGUCUGGGAAUAGUCGGUAUAGUUUUAUAUGCGAGUGUUUUUUUAUGACUGCUAGGGUCCUUAACUUGGGUUUACUCAAAGGUAUAAAUGAGUGCAAAAAUCUUACUAGAGACUUGUCGGAGUAUACAAAACUACUUUCCGAACAGGUAAAGCAACCUCCCUCUCCUUAUUUCCAAGAUGAGAUAGCACGCCUCAAUAAAAUAAUUGAUUUGGUAUCUGAUGAAAAGUCUAGUUAUGAGUUUCAGCUAGAUAUUAAUAUUCAGCAGGCAUUGUCUUUCUACCGGUUGAUGAUCGUUCGGUUGGUAGAUUUUGCUGGAGGGUUUAAAAUGCCUUUGCCAUCGAGUUGCCCUAUGGAGUUUGGUUGUAUGCCUGAACACUUUGUCGAUGACGCAAUGGAGUUGUUUAUAUUUGCCUCUGAGGCUAUGCGUGAGAGAUUGGAUCCAUUCUUGCUGAACGAUUUUAUGAACUUCAUUAUCAUGUUCAUCGCACGCCCGAAUUAUAUCAGAAACCCUUAUCUCAGAACCAAGAUGGUUAAAGGCUUGAACUAUUGGACGCCCAAGAGAAGUGAUUCUGAUACAGCAGUUACCCCUUUUCAAGGCCAUCAAGUAGCUCCUGUUUCCCCUUUUCAAGGCUAUCGAUUAGCUCUUGGUCAGUAUCUGGUUGAAUCUGUGUUGAAGUUAUAUGUCGACAUUGAGUCUACUCAAUUUUCAGAGAAAUUCUACAUACGUAAUGAAAUCACACAACAUCUCAAGUACUUGUGGGGAGAACCAAGCCAUCUGGAUGCAUGGAAGAAAUUUGCCAAAGAAGAGGAGAAGGGUGUUUAUUUGAACUUUUUGAAUUUCCUGAUAAACGAUAGCAUAUAUCUUCAGGAUGAAGGAUUCAAUAAAAUUCGGGAACUUAAAGAAAAGGAAAAGGAGGGGAAAGUCCAUCCUUGGGAGGAAAAUGAAGUCAGGGAGUACAUAAGGUUAGCGUUGGAAGAUAUCAACAUGCUAGCAUUCACUUCUGAGCAGAUUACUGCGCCCUUUCUUCUUCCUCAGAUAGUUGACAGAAUAGCUAAUAUGCUGAAUUACUUCUUGGUGCAACUAGUAGGCCCUAAACGGAUCUCUCUUGAGAGUGCUGAAAAAUAUGGGUUCAAACCGAGGAUAUUACUGAAGAAAAUUAUUAGCAUUUACGUUCAUAUAGCGAGGGAUGAUAAGGAAAAUACUUUUGCUGCUGCAAUUUGUAAAGAUGGUCGAUCAUAUAACGAAAAGUUAUUUACUGAGGUAGUAAAUAUACCUGGAUUAGGUGAAGAGAUGACAGCAUUGGGAGAGUUUGUUAACCUUAGUGCAAAGGUAAAACUUGCAGCUAUAGCGGAAAUGGACGUGGAAGCAUCCCUAGGGGAGAUACCAGACGAGUUCUUAGACCCAAUCCAGUGCACACUAAUGAAAGAUCCAGUGACUCUUCCUUCUUCUAAAGUUACGGUCGACCGUUUGGUCAUCAAAAGGCAUCUUCUUAGUGACUCCAAAGAUCCGUUCAACCGUUCAUAUCUUACCCAAGAUAUGCUCAUUCCCGAUGUUCAACUGAAAUCUCAAAUAGAUGAGUUCAUCAAGUCAAGAACCCAGCCUACUCCGUCAAGUUCAAACAACAUUACUCAAAGCACAGGAAUAUUUUAA
Papaver somniferum (opium poppy) is the source of this 2856-nucleotide messenger RNA. RefSeq names its product probable ubiquitin conjugation factor E4. Gene Ontology annotation, biological process: protein polyubiquitination. Lineage: Eukaryota; Viridiplantae; Streptophyta; Magnoliopsida; Ranunculales; Papaveraceae. Gene Ontology annotation, molecular function: ubiquitin-ubiquitin ligase activity. The transcript has a single exon. The record is from RefSeq and is a predicted model, not a curated record. Gene Ontology annotation, cellular component: cytoplasm; ubiquitin ligase complex; nucleus. The coding region runs from base 1 to 2856 and encodes 951 amino acids.